Molecule: messenger RNA, 3417 nt
Organism: Hansenula ciferrii
Lineage: Eukaryota; Fungi; Ascomycota; Saccharomycetes; Phaffomycetales; Wickerhamomycetaceae
Gene: MDM1
Product: Mdm1p
Exons: 1
Coding region: 1-3417 (1138 amino acids)
Cellular component (GO): intracellular membrane-bounded organelle
Molecular function (GO): phosphatidylinositol binding
Source: RefSeq, a predicted model, not a curated record
AUGGACGAUAGUGAAACCAAAAAAGAUUCAAAUGGUAAUGUUGAAAUACGGCAAUCUUCAUCACAAUCCUCAGAAUCUCACCCAUUCCUAAUCACACUAGGAAUAAUCAUAAUUGCAUUAUUUUUCAUUAAAUAUUUAUUUUUACUCACUCUGGGAAUACUGUUAUUUGUUGGCUCAAUAUUGGCAGUGCUAAUAUCAGGAGCACAUUUCAUAAAGAUACCCAGACCUUCAACUGAUCCAAUACGUACAAAAUUCACCAGAUUAUCAUUCACAAGAAAAGAAAGAUGGAAUGAUGAAGUAGCACAACUUCAAAUUAAUCAAGAUUUGAAACCACAGGCAAAUACUGGACCUUUGACAUCAGAGAUAGAUGGAAUCAUUGAUCUUAUACUCAGAGAUUUUGUUUCGAGCUGGUUCUCACAUAUAUCUAAUGAUCAAUCAUUCCCGUUUCAAGUUAAAGUUCAAUUAAAACUAGCAUUAUCAGAAUUGGAAGCUAGAAUAUACAUGAUGAAUGUUUCAAAUUUUUUAAUUUUGGAAAUAUUACCAAUUAUAACUAAUCAUUUUUCAAGUUUUGUUGCAGCUGAAGAUAUUGUUUUAGGUGAACAAAGGAAUAAAAAUAGAACAAAUGAUUUAGAUGUUAGAGUAGCUAAAGAGUUCAUUAAACUACAUCCAGCUAUAUCAUUUAAAGACAUAGAGAAGCAACCUGAAGUGCGAAGAUAUUCUAGAGAUAAAGUUGGUGGUUUGAUUCAAUACCUUUUAUCAAAAGAUGAACAAUCUUCAUCAACAGUGUUAGUUCUUGUUAGAGAACUUCUUUCUAAUGCAGUUUUCGUUCCUGUUAUUCAAUUAUUGUCAGAUUCAGAUUUCUGGAAUCAAACCAUUAUCAAAGUUGCAUCUGCCACAUUGAAAGACAGAGUCCAAGUUAGAGAAAUAAGAAAUGCAAUUGAUAAACAGUACAAGCGUCCUUCAAAUUCAUCAAUACCAACAAUUAGUAAAAAUCCAUUGUUAGACAUCAAAAUUACACCAAACAUGAGACAACCUGAAUUUGAAAAAUAUUUGAAAGCCAUUGGAAAAUCAGAAUCAGCUUCUAUCUUGAAGCAGUUGAAAUAUUAUUAUGCAAUUCAAAUAAGCAGAACUCAUAAAAUUAGAUCAAAUUCUGAGAAAUUUUUGAAAUACCGUAAAAGAUUACACCUUGCCAACUCACUUGUUGAUAAACAACUUUCAAUUUUAAAUGACCAAUUAGCUGAUAAUCCUAGAAACUCAGUAAUAUUAGAUCAAGGAUUAGAUGGGUUUAUAUCUGGUCUUACACUCUCUCAAGUCUUGAGUAAUCCAUCUUCAUUAUCAUUUUUUAUGGAAUUUAUGGAGCAACGUUCAAGGACCAUUCUAUUACAAUAUUGGUUAACGGUUGAUGGUAUUAAAGAUCCAUUAGAAGAUCCAAAAGAUCCAGAUUACGAGGAAGAGUUAUCGUCUUCUGUUGAUAUGACUGGCGCUCAAGAUAUUGAACAAAUUUUUCAUCGUUUCUUUGAUCAAAGACUUCUUAAAGUUAAAAAAGAGGUAUAUAAUGAAGUGAAAAACUUUGCAGAAGGGCAUGAAAGAUCACUUAAUCAAUAUAUUCAAGUUAGAAAAUUCAUACUAAUGUUACAAGAGGACGUAUUCCAUAGAAUGGAGGAACGUGAUUUAGCAGAUUUCAAAAAUUCAGACUUAUUUUUAAAACUUUUAUCAAGUGAAGCAUUUGAAGAAUCAUUGGUCAAUCAAGUUGAUUUUGCGCAUGAACCUAGCUUCGAUGAAUUUGCUGAAGAUAGUGGACAAGAAACUCCACCACCAGAAUUGAUCAGCGAAUCACAAUAUGAGCUAGAAAGUGUAUUGACAGAUUUAAUUGGGUCAAAUGAUAACUAUAAGAGACCAUCAUUAUCUAAAAGUGAAUCAACCGAUUCAUGUAAGAAAUUGAAUUUGACUCAAAAUCUAAGAAAUGAAAUAUUUGGAUCUCCACAAGAAGGAUUCUUAACUGAAAAACCAUUAUUUAAUGAUGACUCUGGUGAUGAAGAUGAUGAAAUUAAUGAUGAAGAAGAAUCUGUCUUAUCAGAUUCAAAAUUAGAAGUUGAUCCUGAUUUUUUCAGUGUAUCUCAUGAUGUGUUGAAUCUUAAAGAAGAAAUUAGAAAAUUUGAAGAAGAUAUUGAAAGAUUGAACAGACAAAGUGAUAUGUUAGAUCCAUUGAUUUUGAAAGCUGAAUUAAUCAAUAAUACUAAUGAGUUAAGAAUUCUUAAGAAAUCCAAAGCAAGUUAUCAACGUGAAAUUGAAUCAAAAGAAUUACAAAAACAACAAUUAAUUUUGGAAGAUAAUGAUAAUAGUUUAUUCGGUAAGACUUCUGUGAACAUCGACUCUUGGGUCAAAGGUACAUCUCAUGGUAAAGAUUAUAUUUUAUAUGUUAUUGAAAUUCAAAAAUCAUCAACUGGUAAAAAUGGUACAGGAUGGAUUACAGGUAGAAGAUUUAGUCAAUUUCAUAGGUUAAAUGAAUUAUUAAGAAAACGAUACCCUGCUGUGGACCAAAUACCAUUCCCAAAGAAGAAGCUUAUAUUGAAAUUUCAGCAAAAGGCACUUAUUGACGAAAGAAGAUUUCAAUUACAAUAUUAUUUAAGAAAACUUCUAGAAAUUGAAGAUGUUUGUUGUGAUAAAGAAUUUAGAAAAUUUUUAACAACUCAAGAUUAUAAAGUUUCAUUAGCAGAUUCCGAAAUUCCAAGUCCAGUACCAAGUGCUAGAUCAAGGCUAGAAGAUACUGCAAGCAAAUUGUAUUCAGGAUUUUCUAAUCCAUUAGAGAUGUUAAACACAAGAACUGAUAGUUCUGAAAAUCUUCAAAAUGGUGUCAAUGAUGAUGAUUCAUAUAAUCAAAAUGUUGAAAAUGUUGAAGAGAUGCAAAAAGAGUUGGAUAAUUUUGAUUCACAAAUUACUAGAUUAGAAUCACAAAAAUCAUUUAUAAAACCAGUAACAGAUUUAGUUAUAGCAUUAUUUUCAUUAAAUAAACCAAAUAGUUGGCUAAGAGGUCGUGCAAUAAUUGUGGUAUUACAACAAAUUUUCGGUAGUACAAUUGAAAAACAUAUCAAAGAUUUGAUUAAUGGAAUGACAACACAAGAAAGAAUUAUAAGUACAAUAGGGAUGUUGAGAAAUAUACUUUGGCCUAAUGGGGAAUUCAUGAAAUCAAGUAUACCAAGAACUACAAAAGAGAAAAAUAAAAGUGUACAAGAAGCUCGUGUAUUAUUAGAAACUUUAAUGAUUGAUGCAUGUUCAAAAAUUGUUGGUCAACCUAGUGCGAAAAGUGCAAGUAAUAAAAUUGGUUCAAUGUUACAAAAUGAUAUAUUAAAUAGAUCAUUAGUUUAUGAAAUCUUUGAUAAAAUAUUGGAUGAAAUAUUCCCUGAAAUUAAUAAAUAA